GAAAAAAGCAUGUCAACAAUCAUUAACAAUGCCUGAAAUAAAAUCUGUACAAUCAAAAUUUAAAACAAUAAAAUCAUCCACAUCUACAUCAUCAUUAUUGUUAUUAAAAUCAAUUGCAACAGUUGUUGAUCCAAAAAGUUUACCUGGCCUAGUGGAAAAUAAUCCAAUUAUUGCACAUGAAUUAUUACCAAUAUUGAUUGAACAAUCAUCAUUAAAAAAUCAAUCAUUACAAUCACCAUCAUCAUCAACAACAAUGAAAGAUAAUGAAAUAAUUAUUACAAUGUCAACAAUACGUAAUUAUCUUGCUGCAUUAGUCGAUAUGGAUACAUCAUUACAUUCAAUCGAAGUUGUUAAUAAAUUAUCCACACAGCUAUUAUUACCAGAAGAAUUUAUCUAUCGUUAUAUAACAAAUUGUAUACGUACAUGUGAAAAUAUUAAAGAUCGUUAUCAACAGAAUCGUUUAGUACGUUUAGUAUGUGUAUUUUUAACAGCAUUAAUUAGAAAAGAUAUUAUUGAUAUAAGAAAAAUAUUUUUUGAAAUACAAGCAUUUUGUAUUGAAUUUUCACAGAUACGUGAUGCAUCAACAUUAUUUCGUCAAUUAAAACAAUUGGAAACACCAUCGAAUGAUUUAUCACCAUCAUUAACAUCAACAACAUCGACAACAACAACCACUGAAUCAUCAUCAUCAUCAUCGGGUAUCGGUGAUUUUCAAAUAUAAUUCAUUUAUUAUCGUUAUU
Messenger RNA from Dermatophagoides pteronyssinus (European house dust mite), 737 nucleotides. It is a transcript of the gene Not11, whose product is annotated as CCR4-NOT transcription complex subunit 11. The record is from RefSeq and is a predicted model, not a curated record. Gene Ontology annotation, cellular component: CCR4-NOT complex. NCBI's taxonomy places the organism in Eukaryota, Metazoa, Arthropoda, Arachnida, Sarcoptiformes, Pyroglyphidae.